Molecule: messenger RNA, 891 nt
Organism: Episyrphus balteatus (marmalade hoverfly)
Lineage: Eukaryota; Metazoa; Arthropoda; Insecta; Diptera; Syrphidae
Product: zinc finger protein 34-like
Exons: 3
Coding region: 1-891 (296 amino acids)
Biological process (GO): regulation of transcription by RNA polymerase II
Molecular function (GO): RNA polymerase II cis-regulatory region sequence-specific DNA binding; DNA-binding transcription factor activity
Source: RefSeq, a predicted model, not a curated record
AUGGUCCACCAAAUAUUUGUCCUCCAAUGGCCUGAAAACCAAGUUUUACAAUUAAUAGCCCUUUAUCGAGAGCAGGAAUGCCUUUGGAAUAAUGUUGAUUCUCUCCAAACUGCUAUCCAAGAAUUACAUGAAUUCUUAGAUGAUGUUGACAAGGAACAGCAGCAAAAAACUACUUCCAAUUCUUACAAUGAAAAAAUAUAUAAAAGUCUCCAUUUUCUUAAAAAUGUCUCCAAGUCGAAUUCAAACCAAAUAGCCGAAACAAAAAGUACUUGUGAUAUAUUUAAUUCAAGUUCUUCUGAAACUGAAGAUUUUAACGUUGAAGACAUGAAUGAUAUCAAUAUGUGUCCAACUGAGCCUUCAUUGCUAGCUUGCCAUAUUUGUCGUGUAACUUUUGAAAACGCCAAAGACUUAGAAAAUCAUCUAAAUGAUUUAUCUUCGAAUAGCCAAAAGAAAAUCUGUCAUAUUUGUGGUGCAGAGUUUACUGACCGUAGUAACUUUAUCACUCAUCUGCGACGACAUAAAAAGGAAAAACCUUUUGGAUGUAUAGAUUGCUCAAAGUGUUUCGUAACAUCAACCGAAUUAAAAACGCAUAUUAGAGUGCAUAGUAAUGAAAAGGCGUUCAUGUUUAUGUGCGAAACUUGUGGAUUGCAAUUUAGAUAUCAAAAUCAUUUAGAAACGCAUAAAAAACUACACGGUGAACCUUUACUUGAGUGUUCCGUUUGUAAUAAGAAAUUUCUUUUGAAACGACAGCUUGCUUAUCAUCAACGGAAACAUGGUUUUGAAGAAAAAGCUAAAUGUUUGAUAUGUAACAAUAUUUAUCGAAAUAAGGAUUCGCUUUUGAGGCAUGAAAGAAAAAUACAUAACAUAAGAAAACGUAAAUCGAAACAAUAA